Messenger RNA from Abrus precatorius (Indian licorice), 1071 nucleotides. Its product is annotated as protein FRA10AC1. Gene Ontology annotation, molecular function: phosphatase activity. The transcript is spliced from 11 exons. The record is from RefSeq and is a predicted model, not a curated record. The coding region runs from base 37 to 783 and encodes 248 amino acids. Gene Ontology annotation, biological process: dephosphorylation. Lineage: Eukaryota; Viridiplantae; Streptophyta; Magnoliopsida; Fabales; Fabaceae.
GUGUGUUUGGCUUUGGUGGUUGUUACUGUGAGAAAGAUGACGUCGUUUGGGUCUCUGAAAGCCACCAUCUUCGACAGAGAAGAGAGAAAACAGCAGUAUCAAUCGCAUAUUCGAGGCCUCAAUGCCUACGACCGCCACAAAAAAUUCAUCAACGACUACGUUAAUUUCUAUGGAAAAGAAAGACCUUCAAACAUAAAGUUGCCUAUUAAAACAGAUCAAGAUACACUAAGAGAAGGAUACAGAUUCAUACGGUUGGAGGAAGAUGAUAUGAAUCCAUCGUGGGAACAAAAGCUGGUGAAGCGUUAUUAUGACAAGCUUUUUAAGGAAUACUGUCUUGCUGACAUGUCACAGUACAAAAGUGGUAAGAUUGGUCUCAGGUGGAGGACAGAGAAGGAAGUCAUAUCUGGCAAAGGCCAAUUUAUAUGUGGUAACAAGCAUUGCAAUGAGAAAGAUGGAUUAGCAAGCUACGAGGUGAACUUUUGUUACUUUGAGGCUGAAGAAAACAAACAAGCCCUCGUUAAAUUGGCAACAUGUGAGAGAUGUGCGCACAAACUUAACUACAAGAGGCAGAAAGAAAAGGAGCAGUUAGAAAAAAGACAACAGGAGCAGGGUAGAAGAAAGAGGAACCGUUCAAAAAGUGACGAUGAUCUAGAUGAACUCCAAGAAAGCAAAGAGAGAAAGCAAAAAGGUAAAAGGGCAUCUACUUCAGCCAGUGAUCAUAAAAUUUGCGAUGAAGGUGAUGACGAUAACUUUGACGAGUUCCUUGAGGAGAUGUUUCCCUGAACUUGGCUGAUUGAUUGCCUUACUUAAAAAGUGCGUCUUGACUCCAAAGCUGAGCAAAAUAGCAAAGGUUGGGCAGUGGUGGAGGCAAGUGUUUGAGGUUCAGGUCUGCAGAAACAUGGUAACCCGGAAUACUUUGGACAGAAUUCUUUACCCAGUCAAACCGCUCUAUAUUAUUUCCAUUUAUGAAGACUAUAAAUGUAUAAUAUAUGCUAGGCGAGUUUGUAUUCUGUACAGCUUGUAAAGUAUAGCCUUUUAAUAACAAUAAUGAAAAUUGCUUAGCAGAAGGAU